Molecule: messenger RNA, 1696 nt
Organism: Vigna radiata var. radiata (mung bean)
Lineage: Eukaryota; Viridiplantae; Streptophyta; Magnoliopsida; Fabales; Fabaceae
Product: mitochondrial inner membrane protein OXA1-like
Exons: 10
Coding region: 142-1431 (429 amino acids)
Biological process (GO): protein insertion into mitochondrial inner membrane from matrix; mitochondrial respiratory chain complex IV assembly
Cellular component (GO): mitochondrial inner membrane
Molecular function (GO): membrane insertase activity
Source: RefSeq, a predicted model, not a curated record
UUCCUUUGGAUGUAAAAGCAUUUUGACUAGUUGGACAAACAAAACAGAGUUCAGAGGUUUUCGUUUUUUUUUUCUCUUUUUUAGUCUAUGCAGCAAAAGCAUCAAUAACUCACCAGUCGCCAGAAAUUUCAAAGAAUACAAAUGGCCCACAGGCGUUGCCUCUUGAUAAGAGGGAACCUUUUGAAUCAAAAGUGCCACCCGUCUUUCAGUUAUGUUCUCCACAGUGAUGAAGGGAAACACGAAAGCACUGGCGAAAGGUCAUCUUCAGCAGGGAUUAGUAAUUUUUUCCAAAGAAGGAUGUUUGGGAACUCAGUGGAUGGAUCAAUGUGGUGUUUUGCCUAUUCUGAACAUAGAAUGUCUUCAAACAGAUUCCUUUCUCCGAGCUCUGGGUGUAAUUUAUAUCGACAUAUGUCAACAGCUAAUCAGGGUUCCGAUAAGAUUGAAAUGAUGACUGACAUAGCAGAUGUUCUAAAAAACAAUACGAUGGAAGCUGUGAAUUCUCAGGCUCCUAUUCUUAAAGAAGUUGCAAUUGCCUCUGCUGAUUCUGUUUUACCUGUGAAGGCCUUGCAGUACAUUAUAGAUGCCAUGCAUUCCUGCACUGGAUUGAACUGGUGGGCAGCCAUAGUUCUAACAACUCUCUUGAUUCGAAGUGCAACGGUUCCACUCUUAAUAAAUCAACUUAAGGCCACUUCUAAGCUUACACUGAUGAGGCCUCACAUGGAAAAAAUAAAGGAAGAGAUGGAAGAUAAGGCUAUGGAUCCCAUUGCUGUUGCUGAAUGUCAGAAAAAAAUGAAGAGGCUAUUUAAGGAACAUGGUGCAAGUCCAUUUACUCCAUUGAAGGGGCUCCUUAUUCAAGGUCCUGUCUUUAUUAGUUUCUUCCUUGCGAUAAGAAACAUGGCUGAAAAGAUGCCAUCAUUCAAGGAUGGCGGAGCCUACUGGUUUGUUGAUCUUACCACUCCAGAUGCAUUGUACAUUUUGCCAGUUCUGACUGCAUUGACAUUCUUAAUAACAGUAGAGUGCAAUAUGCAAGAAGGCAUGGAAGGAAAUCCAGCUGCUGGCACCAUGAAAAAAGUCUCAAGGGUUCUUGCUGUCCUUACAGUUCCUUUCACCAUGGGAUUUCCGAAGGCUAUAUUUUGUUACUGGAUUACAUCAAAUUUGUUUUCACUUGGAUAUGGACUCGUUCUUAAAGCUCCUGGUGUAAAAAAAGCUUUGGGCAUCCCCAUAAUACCUGAAGCAGCAGCUACCAGUGGUGCACAAUCUCCCUCUUCUAUAUUUCCUGCCCUGAAACAAGCUACAGCAGCAAGAAUUGCACCAAAGUCAUUGCCUGUUGAACCAUCAAAACAUACAAACACAAAGGCAUCUUCUGAUGUCAAUCAGAGACUAAAUCGUUUAGAGAAACAAGUGAAAAGAAGAAAGAAAAACAAGAAAUGAGGAAGGUUGAAUUGUUUUUUAGUUAUACCAACCUAAUAUAUGAUAGAUGUACUGAAAUUUUGGCUGUUGUUUUUGUCAGAGAAUCUGUUUAGAUUUAGAAUAAAAAUUUUGGGAAUUAUUUCUGAUUUGAAUUCCAAGGACUUGCUGCCAAUAAUUAGCAUGAUUUGUUGCCCUGUAUUCAGUUUCUGAUUCUCAGGGAGUGUUAUUCCCUUUCUAGUCUAUUCAAAUGUGACUAUUCAAUAGGAAAUAAUGAGUAUUUUCUUGC